GUAGUGUGAUUAUAUUAAACACAUAUUAUGCAAUAUAAUUCUACCGCCUAAAGCGCCUGUGCACAGUUUGUUGUUACGCUAUCGUUCAGACGGUCAGCUGUUUAUAUGGCGCCGUUCAGAAAAAUCGAACUUACAAUGAGUGAGCACUAUACUAUAUAACAGUUUUUGGUUUUUUUCAUUGUUGUUUGUUUCUUUAUGCAUAAACGUUUUAAACGACUGUUUUUAUUCUACGCGGCACGCGCACAUAGAACAUUAUGUACGCGGUUAAAAGCAACAACGUUUUAGUGCUAUGCGUUUCGGUUCUGAUAUCCUCGACGUGUCCCGCUGUAGUUGUUGCAAUGUACAAUGAUUAUGCAGUUGUACACGGACACAUGGGAAACAAAUCCAAUUCAAAAACUUUGAGACUGGUCCACGCGGUGUUUAGGCACGGAGAACGGACGCCUGCCGACACGUAUCCUCUAGAUCCAUACACAAAUUCUUCGUGGGAGCCAUUCGGGUGGGGUCAACUGACAAAUAAUGGUAAACGCAAACAAUACGAGCUCGGAAAAUUUAUCCGAAAGCGUUAUUCUGGAUUUUUGGAUGUUCUUUACUCUUCGAAAAAAGUUACAUUUAGAAGUACUGACGUUGAUAGGACCAAAAUGAGCGCUCAGCUAGUUGCGUCUGCCAUGUACAAGCCAGUUGGUGUACAGAAAUGGAAUAAAUAUUUAGAUUGGCAACCUAUUCCGAUACAUUCUGAACCUCUGAAUGACGACCGAUUGUUGUUAGUGCGAAUAGACUGUCCCAAGUACCACGAAGAAAGACAAAAAGUAAUGAGUUCCGCCGAAGUUGUCGAAGAGCUUAAUACUUAUAGUGACUUAUAUGGUUAUCUGUCCAAUCAUACUGGACUGGCUAUUGAAGAUCCUGACGAUGUACAAUCGAUUUAUAGUACGCUAAAAGCUGAGGCAGACUAUGGUGUUGCCCUCCCAAGUUGGACAUCCAAAGUAUAUCCAACGAAAUUGGCUAAAGUGACAUCUAGAAGUUUUAUACUAAACGCAUACAAUAAUGAAAUGAAAAAGCUCAAGGGAGGUCCGUUAUUAAAACAAAUACUGGAAAACAGUAAAAAUAAAAUAAAUCAACUAUCUACACAUCAAUUAUAUGCUUAUGCUGGUCACGAUUCAACUAUAUCUAAUCUUUUAAUUGCUUUGGGUAUUUGGGAUGAGCAAAUACCUACGUAUAAUAUGUUAGCAUUACUUGAGUUACAUGAAUCAAAGAGAGGAAAUUUCUACUUUAAGGUGUUUUUGCGUAACGAAUCGUCGACAGAGCCUUAUCACUUACAAAUACCCAAUUGUAAAGACGAUUUAUGUACUGUGGAACAUAUCAUGAACUUAACUGUGAACGUUAUACCAUCAAAUUUGAGUGAAGAGUGUAAGACUGAUAAUCCCAAAUUUUCGAGCUUAACAUUUAUUGAUCGUGGUCCAUAAAAUCACAAUUAGAAUAGAUUAAUUUAUAAUAUUACACAUUCUUGAAAAAUUUAAUAAGAAUUACCAGCUAAAAUAUUAAAUA
This is a messenger RNA of Melanaphis sacchari, 1542 nucleotides long. Its product is annotated as prostatic acid phosphatase-like. Gene Ontology annotation, biological process: dephosphorylation. The transcript is spliced from 7 exons. The record is from RefSeq and is a predicted model, not a curated record. Gene Ontology annotation, molecular function: phosphatase activity. The coding region runs from base 255 to 1460 and encodes 401 amino acids. Lineage: Eukaryota; Metazoa; Arthropoda; Insecta; Hemiptera; Aphididae.